UCUGCCUUUGGAAGGGGCGUGGGGGGGGGGGGAGACACAAGUAUCUGUGGCUGACUCUCACGCUCACAACUUGCUCUCAGGACGCCGGCGAGGAGGGAUGGUCUAGGAGCCGCCGUCCGCUCACCGCACGCUCUCUCUCUCUCUCUCUCUCUCUCUCCCCCCCUGUCCGUCUGCCUGCCCAGCUGCCCAUCAUGACCAGCUUCUACAGCUGCCUGCGGGGGAAUGAUGACUGCGAUAUUAUGGCUUCGGGACCUGAUGUGACUGGCAGUCAGGAGCCCAGCGACGCCCUGGUGGACUGCCCAGGAAAGAAGAAAUCAAAGUUUCAGACCUUCAAGAACUUCUUUGUCCGUAAGAAGCGAAAAGGGGGAGAUGCCCCCCUUGGGGAGGCCGUGUUGAAGGCCAGUCAUUCCUCGGACAAUGUGAGUGACGCCAAGCCCACCGCGGCCGGCGGCGCCGAAACAGACGCAGACGCCGGCCAGAAGGUCAGCAUGGGGAACAAGGCUAAGUCACAUGACAGCGUGUUCGUCACCGAUUCGCCUGCCUCGGAUGGCUCCGAUGACCUGACCUCCACGCAGGACAGUGUCCAGGAGAAGCUGCAGCUGAAGCAGGGCAGCCGGCAGGCCACGCCCAUCACCCUCAUCGGUGUGAGGAAGGAUGACGACCCGGGGGCUGUGUCUGAGGACGAUGGCCUCCCCUGCAGCCCACCAGAAAUCUCCACACUGCACGCCGUCCUGGCUGACUCUUCGCACAAACCCUCAAACUCAGUCCAAAGACGCAGCUCACUUAGCCAGGAGGGGUCUGACACUGACGAUGACCAGAUGUCCUUUGAGGCGUCCUCCAGGCCAGUCAGCCCCCCUCACUACCUCUUUGUGGACCUCGGCUGUCCAGUGACCCCAUCAAGCUGCCUGGACACCUCAGCUGCUCGCCACCGCAUCGCUGUCAAGAACCGGGCCUGUGCUAAGCGGAAGCCAGCCAGCAGAGAGUUCCUGGACAGUGGAAGAGAGAGGGAUCUCAGUGGAAAAGUGCCCGGCAGAGGAAUAGAAAAUGAACUGGGUGAUGAUACCCCAGAACCUACUUCAGCAGAGGAGAACUCUAAAGAUUUCUCUGUCCAGCAGAUGGACUCUGCUGAGAGGACUAGUGAAGAGUGGCAGCUCCUGGCUGAGGAGGUACAGCUGGUCCCAAAGGAGGUGCCACCUGUGGAGCAGUCGGUCCCAGAGGAGGAACCCCCUAUGUUGGAGGAGCCAGCUGGGUUCCAUCAGUGGCCCAGGAUUGAGUAUGAAGAGCAGAACGCUGUAGAUGAGAGCUCCUGCUGCGAGGAUGCCCCCUUUCCUCCUUCCUGCUCUUUGUCUUCCUCCUUUGUAGAUCCCUCGCAGGAAUUUCUCCUGGAUCCAUACUCAGAGACACAGAAACACUGGGGGAACAGAUCUCUGCUGACAGGUUCUCAAGAGUCUCUGGAUUCCCUAGAGCUCCCCGCUGAGAAUGACACGAAUGCUAUGCUGGAGUUAGGGUGCGAAGCCCCAGUGGAGGAGUCAGGCUCGCUCCUGCAGGAGGUGCUCAGCUCUCUGGAGAAGCCUCUGGCUUCUGGACUUAUGCUGGGGCCUGAUGCUGAAGACCAGGAAAUGGAGAAAGUGGGUGAAAGCGCAGAAAAGGUAUCGACCUGCCAAGGUGAGGAGUCGCUGCCCUCCAGCCCGACCUCCCAGCAUGAGCCGGUGGCACAGGGUGGUGAUAGAACCUCCUACAUAGCUGCAGAUCAGGAGGAGGAUGAAUCCAGUGCAUCAGUUCAAGGGGAAGAACAUUCUGAGGAUAAGGGACAUGCUGAGUUGGUGGAGGUCAGUGAUGAAGAUAGUAAAGAAGCAAAGAGUCUUGUAGUUGAGCCAACCAUGUCAACUGGAGGUGAGAAACACAAGGAAAACGAAGAAGAAGCAGAAGAAGAAGAAGAUGAUGAUCAUGAUGAGGGUGAUGAUGAAAUGAAUGCAGAAGUGGCUUCAGAGACCCAGGAUCAUGAAUGUCCAGUCGGGGUGGAGGGGCUGGAUACACAUCAGCAGCCUGAGGCCAAUACCCAGGCAGUUGUUGGUUUGGACUCAGAAGGAGAUGGAAAGCCUAGCUCAGAUGAAGCUGUACAGGUGUCCAGCCAAGGAGAUGAGGACUAUGUGAAGCCCUCAAAGGAAAGCUUGUCCAUAACAGACCGGGUGGAGCCUGAACAAUUAAUACCCAGCACUGAAGAACCUGGCCAAGACAUCAUAAACCUGUCUUCCAGAGCUAGCAUUAGUCCACAGCACAAUGAGGAGGACGAUAGUGUCAAAGAGGAUUCUGGGAAGCAUCCAGUCCGGUUUACUAUUGCUCCAGCAUGGCAUAGGUCACUGUCAGGAGAUGGUUUCAAAGAAGCUUAUUGCCACGCCCACUCUAUCGCUGCAAAGGCUUCCGAGGCAUGUGCUGAAAUCAAAUCUGAGGCAGGUACCCCCCCAAAGGCAGACAUCGGGGACAGCUGGAGUCACAGCAGUGCAUCUCUGUCUCCCGUGAGAGACCAGGACCUGGGUGCAGCUGAGACACCGUUCGGUGUUCGGCUGAGGAAGACUUCUCUUAGGGGCUUCUGCUACGGCACAGAGGACUCAGGAGAACCCCCCGGAACGCCCAGUGAACCACCGAAAGCCCCCUGCCCUGAGUUUCCCAACAGCAAGCCUGUCCUGCCCAGGAAACCUGAGCUACUUGAGGACGACGUAGCCAAGUUCAGGAGGACAGCAGAGCCGGGUGCCGGUCAGUCUCCUGGGGGGAGCCUGGCUUCACCAAGCUGGGUCUAUGUUGCCAAGCAGAAACAGAAAAUCUUCAGAGAGAAUUCACUGGAGGAAAGUCCAGGCAGGAAAGACCCUUUUGAGAAGGAUGCAGCAUGCAGGAAAAACUUGAGUGUUUUCCCCAAAUCGACUAGUAAAGACCAGGCCAGGAUUUCAAACCCAAAUGCAACUGGUCUUCCUCCCACUGCCCCAUGCUCCCUGGAGAUAUCUAACCCUGCGUCUUCGGACAAAGACGGGAAGCGGGCUGUGAUGUCGGCAUCCCCCGCAGCCCUGGGCCCGGAGGAGCCCCCCUGGUUGGCGCUGGCCAAGAAGAAGGCUAAAGCCUGGAGCGAGAUGCCCCAGAUGGUGCAGUGACUGAGCGUAGGGGGCCAUCCGCCCCCCCCUUUCCUGUGAAAAGACACGGAUCACGUUUGCACGCAAAGCAUCGUUACGUGUUUCACCAUUCACUCUUCAUUGGUGACACCUUUUGGCUUGUAGGUCUGAGAUGAGCUUUUAAAAAUAAAUAUAUAUAUUACCACAUGUGCUGUGAACCCCCCCCCCCCCCCCCAUGUCCAAAUUACAUUCUGUACAUGUACUCUGUCAUGCCAAACGUCCUCCAAAGACCAGCCUUACACCCACGUCCAGGAGCUGGGCAGGGUACUUUAAUGGGUUUUGUAUUUAUUUCUAUUUUUAUACCCCCUUCCCCCCCCCCUUUUUUGAGGUUUGAAUUGACUUUGGUAUUGCCUUUAAAAAUGCACACAUCAUCAUGUGAUUUUGUAUAUGAAUUAUCAAGAAAAACAAAAAAAUAUGCAGAAUUCACGUGAUUUUCUUUAAACCAAUUUAUUACGCUGGGAUAAACGCACGUUAUAUUGUGCAAUUACGUUUUCUUCCCGAAGGAGGGUUAUAACUGUGUCCAAAUACUUAUGUAUCCUAUGCUUUCAUGUAUUUUUUAAAGUUCCCGCAUUUUCACUGAGAACUCCUUUUUAUGACUGAUUACACGUUAUUUUUACAAGCGUUUCAUAAAAAAAAAAUUUCCUGGAGUGUCUUUACUGAUGUUUUUAAAGAAAUUAUAAGCACUUUUCAGCUGUUUAAUCCAUUGUUUAGAGGAUUUUACACCGGAAAGUUUUGCAUUUCAAAUGAGCUGAUUUUUUUUCUUGUCAAUUAUUAUAUGAAAACAUUGACAGCAGGGAUUAUUACGUUGUUAAUAAACUUUAUAUUACUACUC
Brienomyrus brachyistius is the source of this 3993-nucleotide messenger RNA. RefSeq lists its product as uncharacterized. NCBI's taxonomy places the organism in Eukaryota, Metazoa, Chordata, Actinopteri, Osteoglossiformes, Mormyridae. The record is from RefSeq and is a predicted model, not a curated record. The transcript has 12 exons. The coding region runs from base 192 to 3143 and encodes 983 amino acids.